Molecule: messenger RNA, 3855 nt
Organism: Copidosoma floridanum
Lineage: Eukaryota; Metazoa; Arthropoda; Insecta; Hymenoptera; Encyrtidae
Gene: Stim
Product: stromal interaction molecule
Biological process (GO): intracellular calcium ion homeostasis; activation of store-operated calcium channel activity; store-operated calcium entry
Cellular component (GO): plasma membrane; endoplasmic reticulum
Molecular function (GO): protein binding; calcium channel regulator activity; calcium ion binding
Source: RefSeq, a predicted model, not a curated record
AGAAGAAAAGAGAGAGAGAGAGAGGGGGAAAAGACGAUAACCUUGACAUCAGAGCUUUUUAAUUUAACGAGUGUGAGGAGCACGGAACAGAAGAGUUAUGAUAAAAAUUGACUGAGAGCUGCGGCACAUCCUUGAGGAGGACGGGAGUAGAUCAUCGACAGCAGCAGCAACAGCACCAGGACAAAAACAGAAGAAGAAACAUCAGUGGGGGCACCCUGGCUGGCCGGGGAGGCCGUCACGAUAAGUCGUCGUCGUCGUCGUCGCCGUCGCCGUCGGCGACCUUCUUCUUAACCCAAAAUGCGACCCAGUGCCGUGGUGCUCCAGCUCUUGCUGCAGCUGAUCUGCUGGCGACACGACGGCGUUAUAGCCGGGGGCGGCGCCCUCGACUCCGCGUCUGCCUCGUCCGGCGGUAGUGCCUAUCACGCGGCUCGCUCCAUUGGCCCUGGCGGUGUGACCCCGACCAAGACGGGCGCGUCCUUCACAGCUAGUCUCAGCCAAAGCCUUGCCAAGGCCGUUGCUCACGAAGGAACAGAUUCUUGUAAUGAUGACUUGGCAUGCAUUACUAUGGCUUCCAAUGACAGGCUAGGCUUAGAGGCUAUCAAGUCGCUUCACAGUCAGUUGGAUGAUGAUGCCAAUGGAAACAUUGAUCUGUCAGAGUCUGAUGAUUUUCUAAGAGAAGAGUUGCAAUAUGAAGCUGGGUAUGAAAGGAGACAAAGGGUGUUUCAUCACAAUGAUGAUAUGCACAUUAGCGUUAGAGAACUUUGGGAAGCUUGGCUACGAUCUGAGGUACACAAUUGGACCAUAGAACAAACAACAGAAUGGUUAAGCAGUAAUGUGGAGCUUCCUCAGUAUGUUCCUACUUUUAUUCAACACAGAGUUACGGGAUCUACACUUCCAAGGCUGGCUGUAAAUAAUAUGCAUUACCUCAGCAAUGUAUUGGGAAUCAAAGAUCCAAUUCAUAAACAAAAAAUUGCCCUAAAGGCAAUGGAUGUUGUCCUUUUUGGACCUCCAAAAGAUACUGGACAUAGUUUGAAAGAUCUAGUUUUAAUUACUUUGUUGUUUGGAGCACUUGUUGGGUGUUGGUAUGCUUAUCAGCAAAAGAAGAGCUCUCAAAAGGACCUGCAUAGAAUGAUGAAGGACAUGGAGAGUCUACACAAGGCUGAACUUGAACUUAAAAGUUUGCAGAAAGAGUUUGAAAUUGUGAAAACGGAGCAAGAGAGUGCUAUUACGGAAAAGCAAAAUUUAGAAAAACGCUUAAAAGAUGAAAGUAUGGCUUUACACACGUCUUCAUCUGACCUCGAGGUUUCUCAAUUAAAGGCAGAAAUUGAAAUGUUAAAGCUAGAGUUGCAGAGAGCGGAAGGAGAACUCGAGGAUCGCUGUUGGUCUCCUCCUGUAGGUCUGCAACACUGGUUGCAACUAACUCAUGAAAUAGAAAAUAAGUCUUACAUGAAAAAGAAAAUAAGCGCCGAGAAGCAGUUACAAAGUGCUCGAGAAGCUUGUGAAAAAUUAAGAAAAAAAAGAUCAAGUUUAGUUGGUGCCUUUGUUUCCACGCAUGGGAAAUCAAUCGAUGAAGUUGAUAAAAGUAUUUUAGAAGCCAGAACAGCAUUAAACGAAGUAACCGCAGAAUUACAAGAGCGAGUGCAUCGCUGGAAACAAAUUGAACUUCUUUGUGGUUUUAAUAUUAUAAAUAACAAUGGAAUUCCUUAUUUGGAAAAUAUUUUGUACAGAGGAGCGCCAAAUGGUCGAAGUCUUGGACUUAGAGGACGUCAUAGUAGUCAAGAUGAUUUAGACGACGAUGUGAGCUCAAUUUAUACGCCGUCUAUUUCGGGUGCUGCAGGUCUGUCGGAGAGUCUGAUCUGGAAGGAAUCGUCGAACCCGCCGGACUCCUCGAGCAGCGAGACCGGUGGCAAGGAGACACCCCCAGAGGCGGUCCACUUCACCCUCGGCGACAACAGUCCCGAGGAAAACCCCCCAAGCAGCGUUGGCUUCGGGGCAUCUACUGCUGUUGCGAUAGCGCCCGCCAGGUCGAUGGGCUUCGACGAGAAGCUACUCACCGGCAACAUGGUCAGGUCUUACAGCCAGGACGCGAACUUGACGCUCGAACCGAGCGGUGCCACGAUCUCGGGCUUCAAGAGCUCCUACUCGGAAAACUCCCUCGAAGCAUCAACGGUGGCUCGACUUGGGCCUCUGAAGAAACCCGUGCGCGAGCUGCCGGCCCUCAUGGACGAGGAGACCCUGUCCACGGAUUCGAACUCGACCAGCGCGGACAACGACGAGCUGAAACGCCGGCGCAGGAAAUUGUUCCCGGCUUUUCGCAAAAGCAAGAACAAGCCCUCGUGAUGUUGGGGCGCGCUCGAGCGUAAGGCCGCCCUGAUCAAGCGGCUCAUCGCCAAGACGCGGACUUGAGUUUGUUCACUCUCAUUGUUGCCCAAGUGCUACAGGGAAAAAAAAAUACAAUGAUAACAAAGAGAGAUGCAAGUUGAGGAGCAUGGCGUUUGGCUUGACGACGACGCGCUCUGCGUGACCCGCGAGGCUGCACUACAGUGAGUGAUCCGAGGUGUAAUUAUUUCUAGUGUGAUAUAGUAAUUAAAAUUGAAAAAAAAAAAAGUAUAAAAAAAGACGAUGACAAGUAGUGUUGUGAUUGCUGAUGGUGAUGAUGCUGUUGUUUCUGCUGAUGCUGCUGGUAAACUUUUGAAUCCAGGAUUGUGAAUGAUGUGACGUAUGUUUUUCCCUUGCAUUAUUUUUUUGUUUUUUUUUGUUUAUUGACACCAUUUUCGAAACAUUUUUCACAAAUUAGAAUAGUACAUAAGAAAAUUUUCUACGAUGGUUUGGGGUACUUUGGCGGUGCGUGAGAGUAAAGAGGGUUGUUGCAUCCAAAAUUGUACUUACACAUCUCCCUCUCGUGAAACCUGAAUUUAUAGUUUCGUCAAUUACUUGCGAGCUUUGAGACUUUUCCGGACUGAAAGUUGAUGAAAGGUUAAACAAACGCUCUUAAUAUAUAUAUAUAUAUAUCCCUGAACUUGAACUAUGCUCGUUCAUUGGUGCAAUUUUCCUAAAAUGUAAUGAAAUAAGUAAAACAAAUAAUGGGGUACUGUGCAAUCGAACACACUUAGAGAAUUAGCUUUAUCAUCUAAUCGAGAAAUUUCAAUUAUACUUCGUUUCCUUCUUACGUUAUUAUUACCACUAUUACAAACUAUAAUAUUAUCAUUAUUUAUUCUUACAACGAAGUUUUUAUAAAUAAUUUAUUUCUCGUUUGUAACACUAUAAAAGUACUUAAACAGGUGAAUUUUAUCAAUUUUUUAAAAAUAAGGGGGGGGCAGUUUUCGUUUUGUUGGAAAACCGCUUACUAGAUUUGGAUUCGUGCAGAGCCUGAGUAAAUACAAAUAAUUAUCGUACAAUACGUUUAUAGGUAUAGGAGCAAGCAAUAAACUGUUGAUCAAUGAGUCAUGUGAGCGACGGGUUUUGUACACAUUUUAAUAUUCAGAUACGAGAGUGUGUCUUAAAUUAAUGACAAUAUUCUAGUUGAUCGAAAUAUACAAGAAAGAGCUGUGAAACGCUCAAUUAAAAACUCGUCAGCAAUUUUUACGACCACAUCUUAUGUUACCUGUUAAACGACGAUAUUUGUACGAAUAACGUAAUUUCUUCCCUUAUCUUUUUUUCAUGACAAAUAUUUCGUGCAGACUUUUUGCACGAAGCGAACGAUAGGAACCUAAUAUCAUGUUAAUUAUUAAAGUACUUAAGAGACACGGAAAUACGUGACACGCCUGCAGAUGAAUUCAAUUUUAGGAAUUCCGAUUGUUUAAAAAAUAAAAAAGUGACAAAAACUAGAUGCAGUGGAAAAAAAAAAAGAAUAUC